Messenger RNA from Anas platyrhynchos (mallard), 4488 nucleotides. It is a transcript of the gene SLC9A3, whose product is annotated as solute carrier family 9 member A3. The record is from RefSeq and is a predicted model, not a curated record. Gene Ontology annotation, cellular component: brush border membrane; plasma membrane; apical plasma membrane. Gene Ontology annotation, biological process: sodium ion import across plasma membrane; potassium ion transmembrane transport; regulation of intracellular pH. Lineage: Eukaryota; Metazoa; Chordata; Aves; Anseriformes; Anatidae. Gene Ontology annotation, molecular function: potassium:proton antiporter activity; sodium:proton antiporter activity.
GGUCGGGAGUAUCAUCGCUACCUGCCCACUGUCAGGAAAGCUCCGCCCCCGACAUUUCGGGAGCAGUUUGAUAUAGGCAGCUCGGGGCAAGCAGCGGGAUCCCAGCUCGAAGCAUCUGCCUAUGCACGGAGCCCCUGACCCCUCCUUGGCCGCUCCUCGCUGAGCAGGACCCGAGCCGGCCGGUGGCCGGGGAGGACCCGCGCCGCUGCGGGCUCAACGCACCGCUGUCCCCCGCUCCGCAGUCCCUGCGACAGCUUCUCUGGGGGGGAGACAAGGACCUCUCCCACAAGGACCUCGCCCACAAGGACCUCCGAAGAGGCGGGAUUUCUCCGGGAAGAGGAAACGGGAUUUUGUUGUGUGACUUGGAGAUGAGACAGGUAUCUAGUGUGGGGUUGCUCCUUGGGCUCAUGGCUCUCCCAGCGGCGCUAGGAGAGAGAAGCUCAGAAAGCCCUCCAAAACACAACCAGACCAGCUUUGAGAUCGUCUCUUUCAAAUGGGAUCACGUCAAGGACCCUUAUGUCAUUGUUCUCUGGAUCCUUGUGGCCAGCUUGGCCAAAAUUGUUUUCCACUUGUCCCACAAAGUCACUCGGGUGGUUCCAGAGAGUGCUCUGCUGAUUGUUCUUGGUAUCGCCCUUGGUGGCAUUGUAUGGGCAGCAGACCACAUUGCCUCUUUUACCCUUACACCUGAGGUAUUUUUCUUCUAUCUGCUGCCCCCCAUUGUUCUGGAUGCUGGAUAUUUUAUGCCAAAUAGGUUGUUCUUUGGAAAUCUUGGUUCCAUCCUUUUGUAUGCUGUCAUUGGGACAGUCUGGAAUGCUGCCACAACUGGUUUAUCCCUCUACGGUGUCUAUCAGACAGGAAUAAUGGGCAACCUGGGGAGUGGACUGCUGGACUUCCUUCUGUUUGGCAGCUUAAUUGCAGCUGUGGAUCCUGUAGCAGUUCUGGCAGUGUUUGAAGAAGUCCAUGUCAAUGAAGUUCUAUUCAUCAUUGUUUUUGGAGAAUCUCUUCUGAAUGAUGCUGUAACUGUGGUGCUGUAUAAUGUGUUUGAAACUUUUGUUCGACUAGGACCAGAGAAAGUGACGGGGAUUGAAUGUGUCAAAGGCGUAGUGUCAUUCUUUGUGGUGAGCCUGGGUGGGACACUGGUUGGCAUUUUGUUUGCAUUCCUGCUCUCAUUGGUCAGCCGCUUCACCAAGCAUGUUAGAAUCAUUGAACCUGGAUUUGUGUUUAUUAUUUCCUACCUGUCCUACCUCACAGCAGAGAUGCUUUCUCUUUCUGCUAUCCUUGCGAUAACUUUCUGUGGCAUUUGCUGUCAGAAAUACGUCAAGGCUAACAUAUCUGAACAAUCUGCUACAACUGUAAGGUAUACCAUGAAAAUGUUGGCCAGUGGAGCAGAAACGGUUAUCUUCAUGUUCCUAGGAAUUUCAGCUGUAAAUCCUGCUAUCUGGACAUGGAAUACAGCUUUUAUACUGUUGACUCUAGUAUUCAUCUCAGUAUACAGAGUCAUUGGUGUAGUUAUACAGACAUGGAUUCUUAACCACUACCGAAUGGUCCAGUUGGAGAUAAUAGACCAGGUGGUGAUGUCAUAUGGUGGACUACGUGGAGCAGUUGCUUUUGCUCUGGCUGCGCUUCUGAAAGAAAAUGAAGUGAAAGACAAAAACCUGUUUGUCAGCACAACUAUCAUUGUUGUGUUUUUUACUGUUAUUUUCCAGGGAUUGACAAUCAAACCUUUGGUACAGUGGUUGAAAGUGAAGAAAACUGAACACAGAGAGCCAAAACUGAAUGAGAAACUUCAUGGCAGGGCUUUUGAUCACAUCCUUUCUGCUAUAGAAGACAUCUCUGGACAAAUAGGACAUAAUUAUCUAAGAGACAAGUGGUCCAAUUUCGAUAGAAAAUUCCUCAGUAAAAUACUGAUGAGAAGGUCUGCUCAAAAAUCAAGAGAUCGGAUCCUUAAUGUUUUCCAUGAACUCAACUUGAAGGAUGCGAUUAGCUAUGUGGCAGAGGGAGAACGUAGAGGUUCCUUGGCAUUUAUACGUUCUCCAAGUACAGACAACAUGGUGAAUGUGGAUUUCAAUACCCCACGCCCGAGUACUGUGGAAAGCUCUGUGUCUUAUUUACUGAGAGAAAAGGCUGGACCGGUUUGCCUUGACAUGCAAGCGUUAGAGCAGAGGAGGAAAAGUAUUCGGGACACAGAAGAUACAGUUGCUCACCACACCCUACAACAGUACCUGUAUAAACCCAGGCAGGAGCACAAACACCUGUACAGUCGACAUGAGAUCAUGCACAGUGAAGAUGAGAAACAAGACAAGGAAAUUUUCCAUAGGACAAUGAGGAAGCGCUUAGAAUCUUUCAAGAGUACCAAACUAGGAAUAAACCAUUCCAAGAAGCUGAAUAAAAUCCACAAGCGAGACCGGGGCCAAAAAAGGCGAAACAGCAAUGUCAUACCAAAUGGAAAAAUACCUUCAGAAAUUUCAGUACAAGAUUUUACAUUAAAGGAAAAAGAUUUGGAGUUUUCUGAAGCAGAAGAAAAUAAUGAUUAUGAAACUUUGCAUCUAGGCAAAGGAGUUGAUUUUCUGGCUGACGUGACCAAGCAAAAUUUCACAGAAAAUUCUACUGGCAUUGAUAACCCAGUAUUUUCAGCUGAUGAUGAUCAAAGCAUCUACAUGAAGUUCUCACCAUGGUUGUCUAGUGAAGAUACUGUGGUACCAUCACAAAGGGCCCGAGUGCAGAUCCCAUAUUCUCCAAACAACUUCAGACGGCUCACUCCAUUCCGCCUCAGCAAUAAAUCAAUAGAUUCCUUCCUGCUAGCAGAUGGCCCAGAGGAUCGACCCAGAUCUUUUCUCCCAGAAUCAACACAUAUGUAAUAUCUUAAAAGAGAUUAUCACCUUUAUUUUUAAUCAGUCCUCCUAUCAAUCCUGACUACUGACAAGAAGUUUACUUUUCUGAUUCUUUUUUUUUCUCAGAGCAUCUCUUUCCUUCCUGACUUUUUCCUACAACUAAACAUCUUCCAUUUUCCUUCCGUUUGAAUAAUAGAACAUCUUUCUAUUUUUCUUCUAUAGAAAAGCUAUCCAGACAUUAGGGGUGAAGUGCCUUGCUAUUUUUACAGAAGAUAAGGGUCUUGCUCUUUGUUUUGGCUUGAAAAUUUUAAAUGCUAAGCAAAAGAUAUUCCAAACACCAGAAUGUUUUUGUAUCCAUUUUCAAGCAGCUCCACAUUUCUUGGUUAGUCAGUUCUAGAAGAUAAAAUUAAUACCCAAAUUCCCUAACAUGGGGUUAUUCUAAUUCAAACCACUUAAAACUCCUUGUUCUUUCAAGUGACAUGGUGUGGGCUGUCUUCAGGUAUAAGCACAGUAGGCUGAAGCAAUCCAGCUGCUGACGCCAAAGCACAAGUUUUGCCUGUCCACGUCUCUCAUCUUUUGCCUAAGAGGUCAGAUGAGCCAUUUAAAACAUCAGAUUCUGUUGUAUUCCAGUGUACAUUAGGAACAGCAACGCUAGACCAGCAAUGAGCUGGUCUGAUUCUCUUACUCUUAGCAUGAUUAGAAUAUGAGUUUUGACUCUAUUGCUAAGAUGUUUUGAGUCAGUUUUGAACACUUGGCCAGUUGCAGUGCCCAACCAGUGAAAGUGGUCUCAUUGCUACAAGUACCCAAUGACACUGCUAAUGUACUUAUUUUCUUUGCAAUAAAAAACAUCAGAGUUUCCGCUACAUGGGUGGAGACUAUUACACAGCAGCCAGACUAUGAAGAAGCAGAAUUCCAGUUCUCAGUAUCAUAUCCAUAAACUGUGAAUUCAUCUUAAUCCAUAUCUUAUUUUGAAAACAGAAAAAUGUUUGGCUUUUUUGAUGCAGUAAAUAACUUGUUGACUCUAAUAUCUUAGAAAAAUAAAGUGACUCUGGGUUUAGAUUAAUAUCCUACUUGCCCUUUAAUUCUUGCUCCAUGAAAAUUUUCCACACCAUAAAAUACGGCCUUCAUUCCUAUAAUCAACACAGUCAAUGCUGUAAAUGAGGUGGGUCAGGUCACAGUUCAGCCAUCAUAAUUGAAUAGAACACAGGGCAACAGAGGGAUUAUGCAAUGAAAUGUGAUAGUCAAUUUCAUCAUGAAUUAGCUUUUGUGGAAUCCACAAUCACAAAUGUAUAACCUAGUGUCCUCUAUGCAUCAACAAAUAAAGGAAUGUGGCAAGUUGAAGGUACUUAGAUGAUCAAAGUUUGUACAAAGAUCUCAGGGCAAGAGUGAAUAAUUUUGCAUAAUUUUGCAAAUUUUGGUUUCAGAAGAAAUUCAUAAUCUUUGGAAAAUAAAUAGAAAAAGAAGUGCUCAUUUUUUCUUCUGUUCUGGCUUCUACCUUGCAAAAGAUGUGCUAGUUCAAGCAUAAUUUCAGAAAGCACAUCUCUUUACUGGAGUGGCCUGUAGGUCUGAAUUGGUUCUAAUGCUCAAUUCCUUAUGAAUGCAUCUUUGCUUGUUUUCUAAAUGAUGUUUUAAAAUAAAUGCUAGAUUAAUUAAAGAA